UCACACAAUAAACACCAAACAAUAAACACCAAAGCUCUUAAGCAAUUAAAAAUGAAGUCAAUGAAUUUUUUCUUACUCUCCCUCGUUCUUCUGAGCAUCAACACCUUAAUCAAUGCUGGAUUAACCAGCAAAUACGUACGUCAAGCGCUACCAUCGAUUGAGAUGUCUCUUGAAACGUUUCCUUCACCUUCUGGUCAUAAUGUUCCUGAACAGGUUCAUCUAACGCAAGGAGACCAUGACGGACGUGCCAUGAUCGUCUCGUGGGUGACACCGUUAAACCUAGCUGGUUCCAACGUCGUUACUUACUGGAUCGCCAGUAACAACAGCGACGUGAAGCCUGCGAAGAAGAAAUCUCAUGGUUCAACGUCCUCUUACAGAUACUAUGACUACGUUUCUGGUUUUCUUCACCACGCCACCAUUAAAGGACUCGAGUAUGAUACUAAGUACAUCUAUGAGGUUGGUACCCAUAAAUCCGUUAGACAGUUUCACUUUACGACUCCUCCAAUGGUUGGACCUGAUGUUCCCUACACAUUCGGGAUUAUUGGUGAUCUUGGACAAACCUAUGCUUCAAACGAGACAUUGUACCAUUACAUGUCGAACCCUAAAGGCCAAGCAGUUCUCUUUGCCGGACACUUGUCUUACGCAGACGACCAUCCAAACCAUGACCAGAGAAAGUGGGAUACAUGGGGAAGAUUCAUGGAGCCUUGCGCUGCUUACCAGCCAUUUAUCUAUGCCGCUGGGAAUCACGAGAUAGAUUUCGCUCCGGAGAUUGAUGAGACUCACCCCUUCAAGCCUUACAUGCACCGUUACACUAACUCCUACAAAGCCUCAGGGAGCAUAUCUCCACUUUGGUACUCAGUCAGACGUGGCCCUGCUCACAUCAUCGUCCUUUCCUCUUACUCUGCCUAUGGCAAAUACACACCACAAUACUUGUGGCUGGAGCAAGAGCUGAAGAACGUGAACAGAGAGGAGACUCCGUGGUUGAUUGUCAUGGUUCAUUCGCCGUGGUACAACAGCAACAACUACCAUUACAUGGAAGGUGAGAGCAUGAGGAUUAUGUUUGAGUCGUGGCUUGUUAACAGCAAAGUUGACUUGGUCUUGGCUGGUCAUGUCCAUGCCUAUGAGAGAUCCGAACGUUUCUCCAAUAUUAAGUACAACAUCACCAAUGGCUUUUGUACUCCUGUGAAAGAUCUUACUGCUCCAAUGUACAUCACUAUUGGAGAUGGAGGAAACAUUGAAGGAAUCGCAAACAGCUACACUGACCCACAACCAAGCUACUCAGCGUAUAGAGAGGCUAGUUUCGGUCACGCUCUCUUGGAGAUUAAGAACAAGACCCAUGCGCUUUACACUUGGCAUAGGAACCAAGACAAUGAGCCCGUCGCAGCUGAUUCUGUCACGUUGUAUAACCGAUACAAUUUACAGACCGAUGAGUAGUUUGAAUGUCUAAGUUCUUGUUUUUUUGUUAUUUGAUUUAGGAUUUUAUUUGUUUUCUCUGAUUUUCUGUUUCGAUUUGUUUUUUCAUCAGAUUUAAUAAGAUUGCGUUAGAUUUUCUCCAA
This is a messenger RNA of Raphanus sativus (radish), 1556 nucleotides long. Its product is annotated as purple acid phosphatase 6-like. The coding region runs from base 52 to 1434 and encodes 460 amino acids. Lineage: Eukaryota; Viridiplantae; Streptophyta; Magnoliopsida; Brassicales; Brassicaceae. The record is from RefSeq and is a predicted model, not a curated record. The transcript has 7 exons. Gene Ontology annotation, molecular function: metal ion binding; acid phosphatase activity.